AUGGCGCGGCCUGACACCUUCGCCGGUGCGGCGAUCUAUGUCCCGGUAUUCCUCCGCUACAUCUACGACCCGGUCGUUCUCGGUCUCUAUUGUCCAUACGCGUGGCGAAUCCCGUCGAGUAAGAUGCGAGAGUUCUUCAACGGCCAUAUUGCCAAUGCUGCCUCGCCAUUGCGAUCGCCAAACCUUGUCGGCACGACAAGUAUCCAGCCUGCACCAAGCACAUACUCGCCAUGUCGGAUCUUAGAUAUCGGUGUUGGGACCGGGUACUUCCUCGAGCAUGCGUCCAUUCCAGCAGGAUCGAAGAUUUACCUCGUCGACCUCAACCGGGCCGCGCUCCAGGCCGCCAGGUCACGAGCUAUGGCGGCACACCCAAAGACGACAUGUGAAACGUCAGUAGCCGACUUCCUGGAUCCAGGAGGGAAGGGUUUGCGUUGUGAAGAUCUGGGCGGUGGCUCGUUCGACGCUAUAUCGACAACGAUGCUGCUUCACUGCCUGCCGGGCCCUCCAGUGAGAAAAGCUGACGCCUUGAUCCGUCUACGAUAUCUUCUUGCCCCUGGAGGUACUCUGUUUGGAAUGACAAUCUUGGGCCGCGGCGUUAAGCAUAACAUAUGGGGGAAACAGUUGAUGUUUUGGCAUAACCUAUUGAGGUUGUUUGGAAAUACAGAAGACGAUGUCGAGGGCUUCAUUGGGCCUUUGAGGGCGGUGUUUGAAGAUGUCAUGUGGGAGGUACAUGGCACGAUGCUCUUGUUCGAAGCGAGAAACCCAAAGGUUUGA
Messenger RNA from Colletotrichum spaethianum, 774 nucleotides. RefSeq lists its product as uncharacterized. The record is from RefSeq and is a predicted model, not a curated record. NCBI's taxonomy places the organism in Eukaryota, Fungi, Ascomycota, Sordariomycetes, Glomerellales, Glomerellaceae. The coding region runs from base 1 to 774 and encodes 257 amino acids. The transcript has a single exon.